ACAACGUGGGUGCGCGAGGCGGACGCUCCAUGUGAAGUCGUCGGAACACGAGGGCCAUGAGCACCGGCUGGAGACGAGCUAGCGCCUUGACGCUGUCCGGGGGUAGGUAUGGGGAACACGACGUGCACCCCCAUCACUUGACGUCCACGUUCCGUUAUAUAAUUGAUUGAGUCCGACCCACCUGCGCCGUGGAGAAGACAUCCUCGCAGAUCGACCCCGAAGAGAAGAGCUUACUCGCGCCCACACCGAAGCACUGCUGAUCUCCUCAGGAGAAGGGGUAUCAAUGGCGGCUGAGGAGGGAAUGGUGAUCGCGUGCGACACCAAGGAAAAGUUCGAGGCCAACAUGGCCAAAGGCAAGGAGACCCGCAAGCUGGUGAUCAUUGACUUCACCGCCAAAUGGUGCGGGCCUUGCCGUUUCAUCGCCCCGGUGUUCGUCCAGUACGCCAAGGAGUUCCCUGGCGCCAUCUUCCUGACGGUGGAUGUUGACGAGCUGACGGACGUCACUGAAGAAUAUAAGAUCACUGCUAUGCCGACCUUCGUGUUCAUCAAGAACGGCAAGAAGGUCUGCACCGUCGUCAGUAACAAUAAGGACACAAUCCAUAAGAAGAUCGUGGCCCUCAUUGGUUCUUCGUCUGCCCCAAAGAAAAAGGAGGAUAAGCAUAGACAUGGUGAUGAUGGCAUUCGUGGUUUGGCAAUUUCUAAAGCGACUGGUCUUAGAAAGGAUCGGCAGGAUGAUGAAUAUACAAGCUUGGAAGAUCAAGAUCUACCCAUCCGACGUGCGAAAGUCACACGCACCUAUAAAAAUAGAGUGGUAGAUCUGUCAACGGUCCGGCGUAGCACUAGAAUAAAGAAACAAAAUGAAUCAGCCUAAAACUAGUAUGAGGGAUGCUUUGUUUUUUUGGAAUAAUGGAGAAAUCGGUGACCUAGCUAAGCAUUCUUUUAUUAUUCAUGAAACAGUAAGGGAGCAUAAGUUGAA
Messenger RNA from Lolium perenne, 976 nucleotides. RefSeq names its product thioredoxin H-type-like. The record is from RefSeq and is a predicted model, not a curated record. Lineage: Eukaryota; Viridiplantae; Streptophyta; Magnoliopsida; Poales; Poaceae.